This is a messenger RNA of Heterobilharzia americana, 1395 nucleotides long. The record is from the annotation of a GenBank genome assembly. NCBI's taxonomy places the organism in Eukaryota, Metazoa, Platyhelminthes, Trematoda, Strigeidida, Schistosomatidae.
AUUCGAAGCAGUUUCAUCUUAGGUUUCAAGGUCUACUGUCUGUGAUGCAUUAUCGCUAAAAUGGUUUAUGAUUGCGUCCUAAUUUGCAUACUUUUCCUGUCUACAUAUUCGGUAGGAUGUAUUUCAGACCUAUCCAAAAAUAGAAUCAUUCAACAUGAACUAAUUCCUGAUUAUUUGUUUUCAAAAUUCAAAAAUCGUACCGUAGAAACCAAUUUGAGAGAUAUUUUUGAACAAAUAAAUAUUAUUCGUACUGUAGGCAGUCCUGGUCAUUUAAAAGUUAGACAGUUUAUUACACGCUAUUUAGAAGAACAUGGUUGGAAAAUUGAGCUGGAUACUUUUGAAGAAGAUACAAUAAUUGGUCAAAAAAUAUUUCACAAUAUUAUUGGAUAUAAAGAUCCUUUGAAAUAUUCAAAAUUUUUAAUUUUGGCCUGUCAUUAUGAUUCAAAAAUGAUUACAAACUUUGUUGGUUCAACAGAUUCAGCAAUGCCUUGUUCAAUUAUCUUAAAAAUUAUUGAUUCAAUAAAUGAUGGGAUCAAUUCUUUACAGAAUUUCAACAUUGGUCUAAAGGUUGUCUUUUUUGACGGAGAAGAAGCCUUUCAAGAGUGGACAGAUACUGACAGUUUGUAUGGAUCACGACAUUUAGCCUCAAAAUGGGAUAAGAAAUCAUUACCGUCAGGUCAAACAGAAUUGAGUAAAAUUGAUCUUCUGGUCCUAUUGGACUUACUUGGUGCAAAACAUCCUCAAAUACCAAACUAUCAUUAUGAAAAAAGAGGGAAUUAUAACUUGCUUACUCUUUUAGAAAUGAAAAUGAGAUCUACAAAUCUAUUGAAAUCUACUGGACCAAAAAAUAAUUUCUACUUUGAAGGUGAAUUCAACCAUAAAAUUUCAGAUGAUCAUAUACCAUUUACUAAAAAAGGUGUUCCUGCACUUCAUUUGAUUCCAAUUCCAUUUCCUAAAGUAUGGCAUACAACAGGAGAUAAUGCAUCAGUUAUACACUGGGACACAUGUGUUGAUCUGCUGUUUCUUGUUGAGGCAUUUGUAAGAAGUUAUCUACACAUUUUACUGUGAUGAAUGUACAGUAUAAUUUCAUGGAUGGAUGGAAGGAGAAGUGAUCGCGGUCAUUCAUUCAUUCAUUCAUUCAUUCAUCCAUAACAAUACACUUAUGGUGCAAUCAACGAUUUCGAUUACUUGUAUACACAGAUCGUGUCUAGAAAUGCUGUUUCACUGUACAACCUUUUAUAUUGUCCACAUGAUUGAAAUGAUUUGUCCGAAUUCCUUUCAAGUGGAUUCUUUAUGUGAGUGUGUGUGUGUGUGUGUGAGUGAGUGAGUGAGUGAGUUGGGGAGUUUGUAGAGAAUAAAUAAACAGUGAAGAAUUAAUUUGCUUGUAUCGUUUUA